Molecule: messenger RNA, 2913 nt
Organism: Stegastes partitus (bicolor damselfish)
Lineage: Eukaryota; Metazoa; Chordata; Actinopteri; Pomacentridae
Gene: lpla
Product: lipoprotein lipase a
Exons: 10
Coding region: 133-1680 (515 amino acids)
Biological process (GO): lipid catabolic process; very-low-density lipoprotein particle remodeling
Molecular function (GO): apolipoprotein binding; lipoprotein lipase activity
Source: RefSeq, a predicted model, not a curated record
CAGACCAUAAGAAAGUUCAGUCUCCAGCCACAGCUCCUCACCACUGUGUGACCGCUGACUGAAGCCUUCCGGUGGAUUUACAACCACAACUUUUUAUUUUAAAUCCAGGAUUUUAAAGAAAUUUUUAAUAAUAUGGGAAAAGAAAAUAUUUGCUUUUUGACAGUUUGGAUAAUUUUGGGAAACAUUUUUGGAACUUUUUCUUCAGACCCUGAAACAACCACCUCAGUUUUUGUAAACUCCACGGUCACGGCCACUCCGCUGCCCACCACCACCGAAUGGAUCACCAACUACACUGACAUCGUGUCCAAGUUCUCCCUGCGCACUCUGGAAAUCCCAGAUGAUGACAUGUGCUACAUCGUGGCCGGGAGGCCCGAAACCAUCAAAGAGUGUGAAUUCAAUCCAGAGACGCAGACCUUCAUCAUAAUUCACGGCUGGACGGUAACGGGGAUGUUUGAGAGCUGGGUGCCCAAACUGGUGUCGGCUCUGCACGAGCGCGUUCCCACUGCCAACGUGAUCGUGGUGGACUGGCUGACCCGGGCCAACCAGCACUACCCGACCUCGGCAGCCUACACCAAACUGGUCGGCCGCGACGUCGCCAAGUUUGUGACCUGGUUGCAGAAAGAGCUGCAGCUGCCGUGGGAGAGGCUUCAUCUGCUGGGCUACAGUCUGGGAGCACAUGUGGCUGGAAUUGCCGGAGAUCUCACUGAUCAUAAAAUCAGCAGGAUCACAGGUCUGGACCCUGCCGGUCCCACCUUCGAGCACGCAGACGAGCAGAGCACUCUGAGCCGAGGCGAUGCCCAGUUCGUGGACGUCCUGCACACCAACACCAGGGGCUCCCCGGACCGCAGCAUCGGCAUCCAGAGACCAGUGGGCCACAUCGACAUCUACCCCAACGGAGGCACCUUCCAGCCGGGCUGCGACAUCCAGAACACCCUGCUGGGGAUUGCCUCAGCUGGCAUCAAGGGCCUCCAAAACAUGGACCAGCUCGUGAAAUGUUCCCACGAGCGCUCCAUCCACCUGUUCAUCGACUCUCUGCUGAACACCCAGCAGCAGAGCAUGGCCUACCGCUGCACCUCCAAGGAGGCCUUCAACAAGGGACUGUGCCUCAGCUGCAGGAAGAACCGGUGCAACACGCUCGGCUACAACAUCAACAAGAUCCGCACGGCCCGCAGCGCCAAGAUGUACCUCAAGACUCGCGAAAUGAUGCCGUACAAAGUUUUCCACUACCAAGUGAAGGCACAUUUCUUCAGCAAAGAUCCGCUGAGCUUCAGGGAGCAGCCGAUGAAGAUUUCACUGUACGGAACCCACGGAGAGAAGGAGGGCAUCUCGUUUGUCCUACCGGUCCUGGACGGUAACUCCACUCUGUCCUUCCUCAUCACCACCGACGUGGACAUCGGGGACCUGAUGAUCGUGAAGCUGCGCUGGGAGAACGACGCCAUCAUCAGCUGGUCCAGCUGGUGGGGCAGCAGCCAGUUCCACAUCCGGAAACUUCGCAUCAAGUCUGGGGAGACUCAGUCCAAGGUGAUCUUCAGUGCAAAGGAAGGAGAGUUCACCUACCUUGUCAGGGGAGGAGAAGAUGCAGUCUUUGUCAAGUCAAAAGAAGACAACAUGAACCGUAAAGAAAAACUGAUGCACAAGCUGAAAACACAGGGGAGUCUGUUCGGCCAGAACGACGCUUGAAGUUGCACUUGAACAGCCGUCAUGCACAUCGUCCAUCUCUACAUCCUCCGCAGCCAAAGAUGGAAGCAAACACUGGGAAAGCCUUCUGCAAACGACUGGACCCGUAAUGAACGCUGUGCUUUUUUUCUUCCUCUUUUUUUCUUCCCGCCUCGACUCCCAGUGCAACCAACACAACCUCAUCCCUCACGUCUCUGCAAUCUCUGCUGCUGAAAAAAAGUCGCCGGCUUCUGUUGUUUUUUUGAUGAUGUGCGCCCUUUUUUUUAUUAUACACUUUGAGUAGCUUUUGCUGCUUUGUAAUCAUUGUUUAUGCUUUUGUAUCCUCUACAUACUGUUUAUACCGAUAUAUUUUGAAGCGAUGUGUUUUCUGUGCCUAUGUGAGCUUGGAUUAUGUUAAUGUAUAAAUGAUUCAGAGUGACAGGCAUAUGUCAGGCACAUCUUUGUUUUUUGUUUUUUAAAUGUGCAACAUGAUCAUUUUUGUGCCCAAUCUUUACUUAACCACUAAUUGCCAACAAUCGACAGGGACCAAAGAAGCAUUUUACUAUCUACUGAAUGGACAAACACAGCGGUCUUUGUAAAUACCUUAAUCAGUAUUUUCUUAAAUAUGAGUUAUGUGCUAAUAUGUGAUCUCUGGAAGCCUUGGUUGUUCUUUGAUUGCGUUUGGUUAUUGUGUCACAGGUCACUUUAAAAAGGCUCUCUGUCCCCUGCAGCCGUUUAGAUGUUUAGGUCAUUGAGAUUGCGUUCCAGUCGGGAACUGCAUUCUUUAGUUUUUUGUCAUGACAAUGAACUUUUUUAAAUGUUCCAGUGCUCCUUUAACAGUUCCAUGAAUGAUCGACAGCGUCUCACCUGAAACAGUUUACCUCACUGAACAAGCUCAGUCCUCAAAAAGCCCUUUUAUUACACUGAGAGGUCAAACAAAAAAAAAAAAACAGCAUUCAAGCCUUUGUAAUUUGUGUUGGACUGACCUACAUGAUAGCCAUAAUACAUCUCAUUGUAUUUAUUGAUUGUACAUUUAUAUAUUUGUAUAUGAAGCUGUAAUAUAUUUUGGCAGGCUUCUCUUGUCGUCUGUAUUUUUAUAAGUGAAAGCGUUUCGUGUUUUUAUGCACCAGGCUUUGGAGGGAUCGAUCAAAUUGGCCUCCAUGCCGGCUGCGUGGACUUUUGUGAACUGAAACGCAGUGCACUGUCUGAAGAAAGAGCCCAGGAUGUUUUAAUAAAGAGAUAAACCCAAUAUGGCGA